This is a messenger RNA of Phycomyces blakesleeanus NRRL 1555(-), 1329 nucleotides long. RefSeq lists its product as hypothetical. The transcript has 3 exons. The record is from RefSeq and is a predicted model, not a curated record. Gene Ontology annotation, molecular function: ATP-dependent peptidase activity; ATP binding; metalloendopeptidase activity. Bases 1 to 1329 code for a protein of 442 amino acids. Gene Ontology annotation, cellular component: mitochondrial inner membrane. Gene Ontology annotation, biological process: protein quality control for misfolded or incompletely synthesized proteins; mitochondrion organization. Lineage: Eukaryota; Fungi; Mucoromycota; Mucoromycetes; Mucorales; Phycomycetaceae.
AUGCAUACACCAGUCAAAUUCGACGAUGUCCAGGGUGUAGACGAAGCCAAGCAAGAACUAGAGGAAAUCGUCCAAUUUUUGAAGAAUCCACAAAAGUUUUCUGAGCUGGGCGGUAAGCUUCCAAAGGGUGUUUUGUUGACUGGUCCUCCUGGAACAGGAAAAACCAUGUUGGCGAGAGCGGUUGCUGGCGAGGCAAAUGUUCCUUUCUUCUUUAUGAGUGGAAGUGAAUUUGACGAAGUUUAUGUUGGUGUGGGAGCAAGACGUAUCCGUGAAUUAUUUGCUGCCGCAAGGAUGAAGGCCCCCAGUAUUGUAUUUAUUGAUGAAAUUGAUGCCAUUGGAUCCAAGCGAAAUCCCAAAGACCAAUCUUAUAUGAAACAAACCCUCAAUCAGCUUUUGGUUGACCUUGACGGCUUUUCUCAAACAGAGGGAGUUAUAUUUAUUGCAGCCACCAAUUUUCCUGAGCUGUUGGACAAGGCACUCACUCGUCCUGGAAGAUUCGAUCGACAUGUUAAUGUUCCUUUGCCAGACGUUCGUGGUCGUGUUGAGAUAUUGAAACAACACAGUCAGAAUGUUCAGCUGUCAAGUGAUGUGGAUCUGAGUGUGAUUGCUCGAGGCACACCCGGUUUUAGUGGUGCUGAUUUGGCUAAUCUUGUCAAUCAAGCUGCCAUUCAAGCAAGCCGAGAAGGUUGUAAUAAGGUCACGCUUAAACACAUGGAGUUUUCGAAAGAUAAGAUUAUAAUGGGUGCAGAAAGACGGUCGGCAAUUAGUACAGACGAGAGUAAGAAAUUGACAGCAUAUCAUGAGGGUGGACAUGCAUUAGUAGCAUACUAUACCCCUGGUGCAAUGCCUCUUCACAAGGCUACAAUUAUGCCACGCGGUUCGGCACUUGGUAUGACAGUCCAAUUGCCCGAGAUGGACAAGGAUUCUUUUACGAAACAAGAGUUCAUUGCUCAGAUUGAUGUGUGCAUGGGAGGACGUGUAGCCGAAGAAAUGUUAUUUGGUACUGAUAAUGUGACGAGUGGAGCGUAUAGCGAUAUUGCAAAGGCAACAGAUGUUGCUAAGCGAAUGGUACGCCACUACGGAAUGAGCGAGAAAGUAGGACCGGUUAAUUUUGAUGAUGAAGACAUGCAACUCUUGAGUUCCCAAACUAAGCAAUUGAUUGAAAACGAGAUUAAGAGUCUUAUCCAACAGUCAGAAGAUAGAGCAAAAGACGUCCUAAACACUCACAAGGUCGAACUCGACCGUUUGGCGGCUGCAUUGAUAGAAUAUGAAACACUCAACUACCAAGAAAUGGUCGAUGUCAUGGCAGGAAAACCAAUCUCACGGUAG